CGCAGUCAUCGGGAAGCGGUGAAACUGCAGUUGGACCCGACGCCCCGUGCCAAACUGACGCGGCAAUCAUCAUGUUGCGCCUCACGGGACGGUGAAUUGAAGGCGGACGCGACGGAAACUUGGGCGAGAAGGCAGGAAACUCUUAGAUCCUUCCUGCAUAGCGAUAUUCUAGGUAGUAGAGGAAAGUCCCCUAUUAUGCGAUAGAUUCCUAAUCUGAGAUACGCUGGGCGAAGGCGAGCUGGAGAUAUUUCAGGCGGAGAUCGAAGCGGCGACGGAGAGGAAACUGAGGGAUGAGUUUACAGAGGAAUAUCGUGUGCUCGAAGCUGAAAAGAGAUUCGUCGUUAGACGCAACGCGGAGGAAAUUCACGCCAAGUACGAAGAGUACUUGAAAUCCGCUCAGGAGGAGUUGGAGAAGAAGUUGCGGGUGAACGCAAAACAUAAUUGACUUAAUAAAAGAGAUGAUAAUUUAUGGAAAAUUGUGAUGCGACAGGUCGAAGUUUCGGUCACGGAUGAGAAAUGCGAGAAAGAAUUGCGGAAAGCCGUCGUAAAAGCGGGAACAGAUGCAACCCACGACGUGCUAAGAAAGAUACGGCCUCAAAUAGACUUGGUCGUUACGUCCCUCUACAAUGAGCUCGAACAAACUCAUCGCGCGCAGAGAGAAAAAAUGAUUGUUGAGUUCAAUGAGAUCGUGAGGAAACAGCAGCUCAAACAGGAUGCAAGAAUCCGAGAGAUCGAGAGGGUGAAGAUGGAAGAGUUGCGUGUCCAACGUCACGAAUUCGAGAUACGAAAUGUAGCAAAUAUCAUUUGCAUUGUUUGCAUGGAACGAUUGCGUGGCAGUUUGCAACUGCAGGCGACACACGAACAUUUUCAAGAAAAAAUCAAGUCCUUGCACGAACUUGUUGCUAAGCAAGAAGAAACUGUGAAUGUAAUGGAAGCGAGGAUUACAAAAUAUCGCAAUGAGAAUAAAGCGCUUAAAGAAAAGAUCGAUGCUCUUAGUGAGGAAUUUCAAAAAUUUAUAAAUUUUGCAUUUAACACUUUACCGGAGCACGCCGAUUUUUUAUUGCCAUUAGAUCUGCUUUCUAUAAAUAGCACGAACAAAGAGGACAAGCAAGAAAAGAAGCGACAAAUAAAUUAAGAAAACAAUGUGAAAUUUAUUGCAAUAAAAAAUUAUAUAUAGUAAGAUAAGGGAAGAAUCAAUCAUAAUAAUCAGAAUCAAAAGAUGCCACUCGAAAGUUUUCCCAGUUAUUCUGCAGUAACAAAUACACGUAUAUAAUUUUACACCUUAUAUUUCUAGCGGUGUGGAUUAUAACAAAUAAAAAUAUCACGCUAUUAAUCCACGAGAAAUAAAUCUCUGGUACAUUCUAUGAAUCAGCAUUUUAGACGCGAAUACAUGAAAAGAAAUUAGUUUUCAUUUAUUUACACAUUUUACGUAAGUGCAAGAGAAAAAUUGUAAGUACAAAGAAAUGAUUUCGUGCUCUUGAUGAGAAUAGGAACUACGAGAGUUUGUGUAGAAAAUUUUGCCAGAUUCUAUUGUAGUUAAAAAAAAUUAGUAAGCAAAAAGGCAGUUCGUGUCAAAUAUGAUACGAACUGUUAUAACAGCGUCGACACAAUAUGUUUGUAGAAAUAACAAAAUCUGCUGACAU
This is a messenger RNA of Vollenhovia emeryi, 1643 nucleotides long. RefSeq lists its product as uncharacterized. Lineage: Eukaryota; Metazoa; Arthropoda; Insecta; Hymenoptera; Formicidae. Bases 482 to 1135 code for a protein of 217 amino acids. The transcript has 4 exons. The record is from RefSeq and is a predicted model, not a curated record.